UUUGAAAUUGCUCUUAGUUUAAGUUGAAACUAAUAUAUUUUCUACCUUGUUAUUAGAUUUGACGGGAUAGUCGAAGCACAUAAUGCAUCGUCAUCCGAUGGCUGAGAUGCGACCUUCUGCCAGUGAUCAGGUCUCAUGGUCUCCAAACGUUCAGGCCGGUGUUUGGUGUGAGAAAUGCAACAAUCGACUUGUAGAACUAAAGCGGCAAGUCCUUCGUAUGAUUCUUCCAGAAAUACAAAGUUUUUUUCAUAGUGGUACAACUCCAAACACUGGCUCCUUGUCGUCACGAAUUUUUAACCAAAUCCGUCUUCCCGAGUCACAUCUGAAGUCAUGGCACGCGGAUCAAUGUCAAGUGUGCUCAACGCAUUUAAACCAACUGAAAUGGGAAGCGGUUUCUAUGGUUCAUACUUUAGAAGAAUCGCAAUUCCUUGCUUAUUAUAACAUACCGGGUUAUGUAGUUGGGCCAAAGGCUGACCAAGUAUUGAGAAGGCUAGAAAAACAAAAAAAAAAACCAAUUACUGGUGAACAAGUAGUAGAACGAGGGCUUGUGUAA
Exaiptasia diaphana is the source of this 553-nucleotide messenger RNA. Its product is annotated as kinesin-like protein KIF26B. The transcript has 3 exons. The record is from RefSeq and is a predicted model, not a curated record. NCBI's taxonomy places the organism in Eukaryota, Metazoa, Cnidaria, Anthozoa, Actiniaria, Aiptasiidae. The coding region runs from base 83 to 553 and encodes 156 amino acids.